Daldinia caldariorum is the source of this 3358-nucleotide messenger RNA. Its product is annotated as TRF2-interacting telomeric protein/Rap1 C terminal domain-containing protein. Gene Ontology annotation, biological process: regulation of DNA-templated transcription; telomere maintenance via telomere lengthening. Gene Ontology annotation, cellular component: shelterin complex. Bases 461 to 3049 code for a protein of 862 amino acids. Lineage: Eukaryota; Fungi; Ascomycota; Sordariomycetes; Xylariales; Hypoxylaceae. Gene Ontology annotation, molecular function: telomeric repeat DNA binding; protein binding. The transcript is spliced from 4 exons. The record is from RefSeq and is a predicted model, not a curated record.
UAAUAUACCUGGGCAGCUGGGAAAUCGCGAUCGCAUCACGCGUCUUUUGAAACUCUAUUCACGGGACAUUUCAUAAAAACUUUGAGCCUGACCCUGUUUAACACCACAAACGAAAUAACACAAUAAAAAGGUCCUUCCACCAAAUUUUACAUCUCAUCAUCUCUCAUUCUUUCAUCCUCGUUUUGAGAUUCCAUUCUCUCAUCAAAUGCGCCUAACGUCACCUGACGAAGUUCGCUAUGAGAGUCAACCCCCUGGAAGUUAUCAAAAUAACAAGAUUACGAACUGAUAGUAUUUAAUAAUUUUCCUGGACGGAUAUUGAUUAUUUAUCAAAAGCCUAUUCAACUAAAUCGUGUCUAAACUCGGAUUUUACAGACCGUUCUGCCAUAGGAGGUACCUAUCUUCUAUAUUUUACCUGCUAAACAAUUUCCGAAUUUCGGAGAAUUGAGUGAGAGUUAGUCGGAUGUCCACCUCUAUUGUUUACGAAGGGGACUUGGUCUCCAAGCUGCCAUCCCAACAUGGCUUAUUUAAAAACAUGCAUUUCUGGGUAGGGCAUCGUGUGCCAUCGCGAGUUCGCUACAUUCAAAUGAUUCAGAACAAUGGAGGCAAGAUUGUUCCUCUUGAGAAGAGGGCCGAUUACUUGAUCUCCGACCACCUAAAAAAGCAUGAUUGUCCACCCGGGUCAUAUUCAUAUAAGUGGAUUGAGGAUUCUUGUAAAGAGGGCGUUUUGAAGGACCCUGAAGAGUACUUAUGUGUGCCCGCUCAACGGAGUGCAAAACAACCCUCCGGUUCGGCCGUCUCCGUCUCCGUCCCCGUGAAAAGCACAAGGACGAAAUUUACUGCUGAGGAUGACCGGAUUUUAAGGGAAUGGGUCGCUAUCAAUGAAAGAAAAGGUGAAAGAGUGCUUGGAAAUGAAAUCUAUAAAGCCCUCGAAGCUGAGUAUCCACAUCAUACUUUCCAGUCAUGGCGAGACCGGUGGGUCAAGAAGUUACAAUAUCAGCCUCCGCUCCACGAGCCUCGUAGAACGCCAUCUCCCCCUCCAACUAGGCGAACAGCUGAGAGUUCAGUCCAUGCUCCCCCAAAGACUCCUGGAUCCCUUGGGAGGCGUGUGCCAGCUCGGGGUGUUGCCACCAUCGAGGGGCGAGCUAAGUUUACUGAAGAGGACGACGAGCUGCUCAUGCAACAUAUGGCGGAAUACAUACGCCACGGCAAGCCGACUCAAGGAAUAAAGCCUUUUCGCGAGCUUGCUCAUGACUUCCCGCAACAUACGGAACAAUCAUGGAGGAGCCGCUGGGUUCAGCAGCUUGAGCCAAAAUGGAGGAAGCAAAUUGCUCGAGAGAAGCUCGAAAGAGAACCGGAAGAAGUAUCAGAAGAGGAACCAGAAGAGGGACCAGAAGAGGAACACGAAGAUACAUCAGAAACGGGACAGGACACCAGAAUGGGAAUAGAAAAGCCUCAUGAAGUAUCGAUACCGCAGGACAGGCCGCGGAUACACAGCUCGUCGCGUUCCGCUAAUAAAGCAUCGACAGCAGCUAAUAAUAACCUCGUCGGUGAUAAAAUCAAAGACCGCCGGGAUGAUGACGCCGAGUUCCAGGCAACAUCACAAGCCUCUGUACAGGAACCAGCAGAAAUGGCGGCCGACUCUGAACAAACGUUUCCUGAUGAACCAUCUAUGAAGGAGCAAUUCCUUCGUGACUACCAGGCAUAUUUGGAAAGCAAAGGACAUCGAUUAAUACCAUGGCUCACGAUAAAAGGACGUACUUUUGACGUUUGGAGCUUAUGGUCAGCCGUAGCCUCUCAGAACAUGGAUCCCAGUGAGCGCGACUGGCAGCAAAUUGCAGAGGAACUCGGAUUCGACUGGGUUCAACAUGAAACUGUUCAUGAUGAGAUACGAAAAUGUUACGAAGAAUAUCUGGCCGAGUUUGAAGAAAUGUGGGAGAGUUUUAAUGCUGAUGCAGAGAGUGGUAGCGAGGACGAUGAAGAUGACAAUGACGAUGAAGACGGAGAUGAAGAAGCUGAAUUAAGUACCGAAGAGCCUUUACCUUUAUUGUCGAUCAUUCCGUCUCGGAAACGGCCAUUUGAUGCGCAACACUCGCUGUCAGAUCAUGCGUAUCCCGAGCCGUCACCCAAGCGACGAAAAAUUGAUCGAGGCACCGAAAUUCCUUCUACUCCUGAUCAUAAGAACCGGACAUCUAAUCAGCGCUCCCAAGAUAGUAAUGAAACACCACUUGGCGUUAGACGGUCCACCAAGCGCGCUAUGGACGAUAGAACGGAAAAGAACAAGUCUCGAAAUGCUGACCCUGAACUUCCGGUCUUCGAAACGCAGGGGAAUUUUCAUUUGGAGUCACAAUAUAAUAUUACCCCGUCACAGCAGCUUCAUCAAGAGUCUGAUGCAAUCUCUCUAGAUCUUGCAGGUGCAUCACCUACGCCUAAGGCUAGGACUGGAGUUGCGAAUGUAGGGAACACUACACCGAAAAGAUUAAUCCGAAACCCUUUCCAGGAGGAUUCCGACGAUGACGCGGUAGGAGUCACUACCACUAACCAUAACAAUGAUACUUUUGCGAAAGUUGCUAGCACAAAAGCUAAACGCCGUUCUUUGCCAAACUCUUACGCUCAAAAGCCUUUAGCUACUAUAGGUGCUUCUACUUCAGAGGCUCCUAGAGACCGUGCUGGACCCUCACGGCCGGAGCGAGUCCGACCUUCGCGUCGCUUAACCUCGCCCAAAGAAACGCCGGAAGACGUCAUUGAUCGUUUCUGUUCACUAGGGUAUCCGAGGGAGAUAGUGCUCCAAGCUCUACGGGCCACGACGUGGCGCCUUGGCGAUGCUGGUCAGGUCAUGGAAAUACUGAAACGAGGCGAAGAGUUGCCACAGAGAACCCGCGGGGUUUGGACAGAGCGCGAUGAUGACGCGUUAAAGUUGGUAACAUCGGACGAGCGUCAAUUGAAUGAUAAGGAGAAGAGGAAGCGCGCAAGGGCCAAGGAGCGACUAGAGAAGAAACACGGGCUAGAAUUGAUGGAGCUUCGACGCAAGUACCUAUGGGAAGUUGUGUGAUACAGGGCAGUUCUCGUAUACGGUAUACUAUGUCUGCACGUACCUGAGGUGCUUGACGUCAAGGUCUAGUCUGAGCAUUAAUAUGAAUACAAAUGUACAUGUCCACGAACAUGAACUUAAUACAAACUUAAAUGGUGCUUUACGCUAUUGGAGGGCGAAGACUAAACUUGGGAACCGGACACCCUAUAGGUAUCGGAUUAUAGUUGAGGCAACGUCAACUGGUGUUAUUAAAGGAGACUACUAUAAAGUUUAAUGCUUCAAGCCUUCGCCUCCUACCUCUGAAAAUAUAAAUAUCUGGUUGCUUUCUUU